GGCGGGGCCUGCCAUCCGGGCGCGAGGUCCGCUUUACCCUCCCGACCGAUACCUUAAGACCCCCUCGACGCUUCUGUAACCGCGCCGCGGAGCCGCCGAAACGCCGGGGGGAACGCCGCGCGCGACCCUCUCGCCGCUCUGAAAGGACGCGGCGACCGUUCGCUCGCUCGCGUUUCCCGCCUUUUCGAAGGAAUCGCUCUUGCCCGCGCGGUUGCACACCAGCCUUUCCCCGCCUCAGACCACGUCGCCUGACGGAUCGCUCGUUCUCGGCCGAGGGGAGGCAGAAUCCUGACAUCUGUUAUGAAAACCUGCAAUUAUGUUGUACAAAAGCAAUCUCGCUAGUUUUGCUUGUAAAUAUAUAUAUUUUUUUGUUUUGUUUUAGGUAUAUUUUAAUCUUUCUAGUUAUCAAAUACCUUGUAAAUGCAGAGAAAUAGGCGUUUUAAGAAGUAGCUUUUGGAUUUCAACCAACGAAGUCUUUUCGCUCUCGGUGUGUGAAUGUGCAGAAAUACUACGGAGAAAAUCAUGUAGCAAAACAUGGCCCUCGGACAUGCCCCACUUCCCUUUAUCUUCUGCGGUCUGCACACACACACAGGUAUAUACACACACACACACACACACACACACACGUAUGUACACACACUGUCACUCAAUCACACACACACACGUAUAUACACACGCACGCAAUCAUAUACACACGCAUGCACGCACACGUGUAUACACACAUACACGCAUGUACACACACACGCACACAAAUCAUCUACGCACACCAAAUUUGUUGGUGUGAGCCUUUCUGUUUUGGGCUAUUCAGCAGAGUGGACUUGUCCCACUAGGAGAAAAAUGUCUUCUUUUUUUUCCACGAGCCCUUUUAAAAUCCAAACCACUGUAGCGCACCUGCUAAACAUCGUAGUCAGACACACGACAUGUCAAAAACUUUUUUUUUUCCUUUUUGGAAACGAAACCCCCUUUUUUUCAGAUUCGUCGUAGAUUCGCGUGAUUACAUUGCACCCGGGCGAGGUUUUUGCACGUGUGAUUGAGGAAGCCGGUCAUGUGAGACGUCGGCGCGUACAGGGGGCGGGGCUGUGGGGGGAACGCCGUCUGUCUGUCACAUGCUGAAAGCCGUCUGCUUUUGCUAAGCGUUCUUACUGAUUCAGAAUGACAUUUCCUACUACAUCUAUAAUUGUAUUCUGAUUCGCUCUGGGUUUUUUUUUUUUUUUUUUAACUUCGAGGUUAAUGCUUUUUUUUUUUUUUUUUUUUUUUUGUACUUGGCUGUAUCAUGUGAGUUUCUCGGUGUUUGAAAGCCAACAUUAUGGAAUACAUUUAUCAGGGGAGGGGCACGGAGGAAGUAGAAUGUAUCGCUGUACAGCUAUUAAAACAAAAAUGACCGAACUAGAAGCUCUCUCUCUCUCUCUUCUGUAUCGCUUGCUUGCGGUUGGAGGCUUGCAGGAAGUUCACUUCCUGGACCCGGGCUGUUUUUUAAACGCUCCCGUCGCUGCCGCGCGGAGAUACACGACCACGGAAUUUCGGCGGCGCGUUCCUCAACCCCUCCGCCCGUACCCUCAAACGACCUCCUGCCUCAGGUCGUCCCUCCCGAACCCACGCCCUCAUAUAAUCAUCGUCGUCGUCAUCAUCAUAUCAGGAAAAACGUGGGAAGCUCCAUGUUUCAGAGGUUAGCUGCAAACAACACAACUCCAAACUCCAGCUGGACCACGCCUCAGCGCGAUUACGCCUGGCCCGCAUCCAGCAGCGCACCGUAUGGAAUGGAUCGGCUGCCGCCUGACACAAGCCGCAUAAUCUUCUGCUUUUAAUACAUCCACGCUUGCGCCCCGUAACCCUGUCCUGCAAUACGGCGCAACGUGGUGAUAUAUGAUACAUGUGAGAAAGUAAGAAAAUAAAAUCCACCGUUGCUUUUUCCCAUAUGUGGCAGCUAACGGAGCACGACCAGCAUGCUCGCUCGUUCUGCUUCUGACGUCAGACAGUGAGAGACGAGCUAACGCGCUGUGUCCUUCUCCUCCAUUGUGAACUGAACGAUGCGGUCUCUGGCAGCCAUCGUCACCGCCCAGUAGAGACCCCAGCAGAAGUGCCGAGCACAACGACCCCCUCGAGGGAGACAGAAAGAGAGGGUCAGAAACGAGCCCUGUUCACGCGCCUGUUUUCAUGCUUUAGCUAGCCGUGCAGACCCAGUGCGAGACCGCGGGAUACGGAAGAAACCGAGGAAACGGGAGCUCGCCUAUUUUGGUGAGAAAGCAGAGCCGAGGUUCGUCUAACGAUGGGAUGUACACUGAGCGCUGAGGAGAGAGCAGCUUUGGACAGGAGCAAAGCAAUCGAGAAAAACCUCAAAGAAGAUGGAGUCAUUGCUGCUAAAGACGUUAAAUUACUCCUGCUCGGGGCCGGAGAAUCAGGCAAAAGCACCAUUGUGAAACAGAUGAAAAUCAUCCAUGAGGACGGUUUCUCUGGCGACGAUGUGAAGCAGUACAAGCCCGUGGUCUACAGCAACACCAUCCAGUCCCUGGCGGCCAUCAUCCGAGCCAUGGACACACUGGGACUGGAGUACGGAGACAAGGGGAGGAAAGCAGACGCUAAGAUGGUGUGCGACGUGGUGAGCCGCAUGGAGGACACGGAGCCCUACUCCCCCGAGCUCCUCGGCGCCAUGAUUCGCCUCUGGUCCGACUCCGGCAUGCAGGAGUGCUUCAGCCGCGCGCGUGAAUACCAGCUCAACGACUCCGCCCAAUAUUACCUUGACAGCCUGGAUCGCAUUGGAGCGGCAGAUUACCAGCCUACAGAGCAGGACAUUCUCAGGACCCGAGUCAAGACCACAGGAAUCGUAGAAACGCACUUCACUUUCAAGAAUUUACAUUUCAGGCUGUUUGAUGUGGGAGGUCAAAGGUCAGAGAGGAAGAAGUGGAUCCACUGCUUUGAGGAUGUGACGGCCAUCAUCUUCUGCGUGGCCUUGAGUGGGUAUGACCAAGUCCUGCACGAAGACGAGACCACAAAUCGCAUGCACGAGUCUCUCAUGCUCUUCGAUUCCAUCUGUAACAACAAAUUCUUCAUCGACACCUCCAUCAUCCUCUUCCUAAAUAAGAAAGAUCUGUUUGCUGAAAAGAUUAAAAAGUCCGCACUGAACAUCUGUUUCCCUGAGUACACAGGCCCCAACACCUAUGAUGACGCAGCAGCUUACAUCCAAUCACAGUUUGAGAGCAAAAACCGCUCCCCCAACAAAGAAAUCUACUGUCACUUGACCUGCGCCACGGACACGGGCAACAUCCAGGUGGUGUUUGACGCCGUGACCGACAUCAUCAUCGCCAACAACCUGCGGGGGUGUGGCCUGUACUAAUGAACACUUGCUCUUACUCUAUGGCCGUCAUUUUGGUACUGAAGUGCAAGUUGGUUAACAAGAAUGAGGGUUCUUAACAGGUACAUAUACAUGCACACACACGUGUGUGUGUACGUAUAUGCGUGUGUGCGUGUGUGUGUGUAUGUGCAGGUAUGUCUGUGUGUAUGUGUGUAUAUAUAAGUAUAUUUUAUUCAAUUUUUUAAGUUUGUCUCUAAGAGCUGCCAACAGCGGAUUUCUUAUAGAAACCCUUUUAGCAUUUUUUUUUUUUGGUUGGUCUGUUUGUCACCCUCUUCUCACUGUGUCUUUACAAAAAAAAAAAAAAAAAAAACAGCACAUUUUUGUUUUACAUAAAGAAAUGUGUCUUCAUUUAAAUUUUUAAAUGUUUAACUGUUAAUUGUAUGUAAUUUAUUAUAUGAAUAUGAAUAUGUGGAUAUGUUGACCUGGACACGUUUUGGUUGAGAAAGAGGAUGGUAAUUAGCCGGGAUAAUAAGUGCAGAUUUCCAAAUUUGUUCGGCUCAUCUCCUGGUGACGCUCAGAUCUGCAUUUCCUAGCAUGCUUUGUGUUCUCUUGUGGAUCAGCCAAAAGGGGUCUCCCAGGUGCCACCCUGUCUCUGAGGCAGGUCUUGCUAUUGGCCAUGCCCCUUCGAGGGCAGGCCUUAGCGCUCUGUACUGUUAUGAGGCCUAUUAGCCAAUGAAAUUUCAGAAAAGUGUCCUAUCUGUGCCAGCCUGGAAAUGGCAUGUAUGGGAAUAGCACUAGAAUCACUAGGUUACUGAAGAUCUGUUUAAAUAUUAUCAUGUAAUGACUUGUAAUUUUUUAUUGUCAUUGGUAAAGGUCAUUACUUACUGAUGUAAGUACACACCAGCUUCAUGUCCAUGAUAGAUGUAACACACAUACACACACACACACACGCUCUGUCACAAAUACACUCAUACAUGCACACACACUCAUACAUGUACAUGUUGAUGCACACACCCACUCGGUCACUCACAUUUUCACACAAAUACACCCACACACGCACACACGCUGAUACACACUCUCUCGGUCUCGCUCACAUGUUCACAUACAUAUACGCACGCGCAAACAAACACACACAUACACACAUAGACACACACCUCCCAUCAUAAUCUUUCACUUCUUUACUUCCUGUUUUUAGUUGUGUACAUCUCCUAUUGAUCCUGUUCCACACAUAGCAUGAUUCGCCUGCUUUUUUUAAAAACAAGUAUAAGCAAAAUAGUGCUCCAAAAACUCAAAAUCCACCAAAAAAAAGGAAAAAAAAAAAAGAAAAAUUAAUAAAAGCUAAUAAAAAAAGAGAAAAGACACUGGCAGGGGAGACAGACAUCAUUAUUGUUAUUGUUAUUAUUAUUAUAGUAAUAAUAAUGCUGUAAGGGUCGGUCUUCUGUGCAUUCUGUGCAUUGUAGCUGAAGAUGAUUUUAUCUCCUCCUGUGCGUGUCUCAGUUGGCCCUGUUGCUUUAUCUGUCUCCCUGACCCAAGUCUGUACUUACUGGGAAAUGUGACGUGGAAAGAAUAGUCAUAUUGGAGUGUGUCAGGACCUGAAAUAUUUGGGAUUUGGGACGGACCUGAACGUCGUGCGGCUGCGCAAGUAAACGUGCUGCUUUGCACCGCGCGUCCGGACACAGGUAAACACACUUUACUCCGCGCGUCUGUACAAGUUAACACACUACACCGCGCGUCUGUACAAGUUAACACGCUGCGGGCUGCACAGCUGUAUGGGUUCACGCUGUUGUGCAUCGCGUAGCCUGACAGGUUGACACACUUGGCGAUGUGCGGCUGUACAGGGUUACAGUUCACGCACUUUGAGCUGUGCGGUUGCACAGGUUAACGCUAUUGUGCGCCUUGUGUCUGAACAGGUUAGCGGGUUUCGCGCUGCGUGCCUGUACAGCUUAAUUUUGCGCCACGUGAGCUGUACAGGUUCACGCGUUUUGCGCUCAACGGCUGCACAGGUUAACGAGCUUUCUCUUAGUUAGUUUUGUAACUUGAACUGGCACACACCUGGCAGGUACAUAGAAAAGCACAGCUCUCACUCACUGUCCGAGAGACCUCUCCGGCUCUGAAUAAAGAAUCUUGUACAUAAUGACA
Molecule: messenger RNA, 5428 nt
Organism: Anguilla anguilla (European eel)
Lineage: Eukaryota; Metazoa; Chordata; Actinopteri; Anguilliformes; Anguillidae
Product: guanine nucleotide-binding protein G(o) subunit alpha-like
Exons: 9
Coding region: 2267-3331 (354 amino acids)
Biological process (GO): G protein-coupled dopamine receptor signaling pathway; adenylate cyclase-modulating G protein-coupled receptor signaling pathway
Cellular component (GO): heterotrimeric G-protein complex
Molecular function (GO): GTP binding; corticotropin-releasing hormone receptor 1 binding; G-protein beta/gamma-subunit complex binding
Source: RefSeq, a predicted model, not a curated record